AUGCUGCUUCACGGCCUUUUCCUAGGCCUUGCGCCCGCAGUACUGGCCCAGGGCGGGUUGGUGGUCAACCCAAAGAAUGUCGAUGGGAAUCAGAGCGGCAGCAAUUUCGCACGUUCGAUGCCUAUGGACAUCGCGAGCCUGUGGAACAACCGUGCAUUCGCCAUGUCCCCAGGCGAUGCUGAUUUCGAUGGCAUGUACUCGGGAUAUCCAGCCCAGUAUCUGCCAGGACCCAAUUUCACAUACGCAGGAGUGAAUUACAUCUUUCCUCAAUACAACGCGUCUGGCAACGAUAACGCCCUCGCUCAAGGUCAAACGAUCAAGCCACGAAAAGGCAGAUACUACAGCAUACAUAUGCUCGCGGCAGCUGAGACGGCCAUUGCAACUGGAACACUCAGUGCGACCUACUCUGAUAACACAACUACAUCUGGACAGAUCCUUGUGGAUCCAUUCUGGGCGUGGCCGUACCCAUAUGGAGGAGACGUCAUCUUCCCGUACUAUCUGACAAACAGCAGCAUUGACUACAAUCGGUCCAUGAUUUUCCAAACAAUCAAUUGGCUAGAUUCGACCAAGGAGGUGACCAGUAUCCAGUUACCCAACGUGACUGCGGGAGCCAGUAACAGCCCAGGUGGUGCAACCCAAGAGACAAGGUUGCACAUCUUUGCCGUCUCUCUGAUACCCGCUACCGGCACAGGUAUCGACUUGGAGAUUCAGUACGCUCGAACGACCAACAUGUGGUUUGAGGGCACCGACAAAACACAGAUCGUUGAAGUCAAAGUCAAUAACAUGGGAGAUGAAUGGGUGUUGGCAAACAACAGUGUCAAGGUCACGGUAUCAGCUUCUGGCCUUACUACUAUUACUCCUGGUGUCAUUAAUCGUCUGCGCCCAGGAGAUCAGGCCAUAGUUCAAGUCGGUUGCAUCAACGCCAAUGGAACCGCUCCAGGAACUAUCGGAGAGGCGACAGUCCAUAUCAGUGGAGCUGGAGUGCAAUCUAGCUCCAACUUCAAUGCUACGUUUGGCAUCGCGGAUUACCAGGCAACAUAUGACAGCAUUUACAGUCACGAAAGCCCAUCUUGGUUCACAAAUGGUAAAUUUGGCAUCUUUAUCCAUUGGGGGGUCUAUGCUGUGCCCGGCUGGGGCAACGUUGGCGACAAAGAACAGUACGCGGAAUGGUAUUGGUGGUACAUGGACCAGGGACCCAACGGCACGAAGGGAAAUUUCUAUGAGUACAAUCUUGAAACAUACGGUCCAGACCAUGUCUACGAUGACUUUAUUCAGAAUUUCACGACUUCGUCGUACAAUCCGAAGGAAUGGGUAGAUCUCUUCGCUGAUGCAGGAGCACAAUACUUCGUCCAAACGUCCAAGCACCACGAAGGCUACGCUAUAUUCGACGUCCCCUCCAAUAUUACCACGAGAACCAGUGUGGCCCAAUUUCCGCACAAGAAUCUUCUGCAGAUGCUUUUUGACGCUGCGGACCAAUAUCAGCCUCAUCUGCACAAAGCAACCUACUUCUCUCUUCCGGAAUGGUUCCAUCCAGACUACAAAAAGUACGGAUUCGGCGACUGGCCUGGUGGCAACGCUACGAAUCCCUACACGAACGAGACUCUCCCGUAUACUGGCUAUGUUCCCCUCAACGAUUUUGUAGAGGACCUCAUUCUCCCGGAAAUGCUCAUACUCGCGGACAUGGGAACCGAAAUUAUGUGGUGCGACAUAGGCGGUCCCAAUCUCACGGCCGAAUUCGCAGCUUCGUAUUUCAACAGCAUGGCGAAGAAGGGAAAACAAGUGGCCAUUAACAACCGCUGUGGACUACCUGCCGAUUUCGACACGCCCGAAUACGCCCGUUAUGACGCUGUGCAGGUGCGCAAAUGGGAAAGUAAUCUCGGGAUGGACCCGUACAGCUAUGGCUACAACCGCGACACUCCUGAUUCUGCGUAUUUGGCUCCGAAAGAUAUCGUCACGAGUCUGGUGGAUAUUGUCUCGAAGAAUGGGAAUUUCUUGCUCGAUGUCGGACCCCGAGCCGAUGGGACCAUUGUUGAAAUCGAACAGCAGAACCUCCGUGCUGCGGGGAAAUGGAUUAAGGAGCACGGCGAAGCUAUUUUCAACACGACAUAUUGGUUCAUUAGGCCCGAAGAAGGUGACACGAUUCGCUUCACUCAGAACUCGGACUCUUUCUAUAUCUCGACCUUGUACAAGCCGAAUGCGACCUUGAUGAUUGAUAGCCCGGUUCCGUAUGUGGACGACGAUAAGAUCACCGUUGUGGGCGGAAACAUGAGCGGGACUGUUAUUCCGUCGAAAUUGUUAAGCAAUGGUACGAUCACAUUUCCACUCAGUCUCUUCGCCUGUGCGAGACUUACGCGCUGACCACUUUUUGAUUGUAGGUACGUUGCAGCUUACGGUCUCAACAGCGGUACAGAACGCCGACCGGUAUGCUUGGGUCUUCAAAAUUGCCUACGGUGGUCAGGUCGCCUGGAACGGGACAUCUAAUCAGACAUACUCCGGCCCGGAACUUCCGACAUCGCUCCAGAGUAUCUCGUCAGCUUCGUUGGGAUUGGAUUGGAUGGCGAGUGCACUAGUCCUUUUGCCAGUUGCUUUGUGGAUGGUACUAUGAUGAUGGAGGACAACAGCCACGUAGCAGAAGCCGAACAUAAUCGACAGACCUCAAUUAGAGAGGCCAAGAUCGAAAUCGAGCUGUCAUUUCUGUGCGCAUUGGAGAGGGUUGGCGGUCAUAAGGUGGAGUUUCUCCUCAAUCUUACUGAUUACAGGUUCGUCGAUGCUCAGUGGCCAGUAAAAAUUGAAGCUAUCAGCAUGACUGCAAACACUUAUCCGCACCGAUGUUUCUAUCGCGAUGCAAACAUGCUGUGUCGUAUAUGUCAUUCCGACAACGCGAUUUGAAUAUAUCAUUGUAGGACACUGGCACCUGGUAGUUGUUCUCUUCUUCUCCUUCGCUUCGAAUACUGACCAAGAAGUGCUAGGAUCUGCAAAAAGCACUCCACGACUUCCAGAUUGUUGGCUCUAAACAACGCACCACCAUGCAGCUCCUGAUCACCACCAUCGCCGCCUUUCUGGCCUCUGUUGCAUACGCACAGAGCAAAGUUCCGGGCGAGAAUCCUUUGACUUACUGCAACGCCAAUCGUGCCGGCGAAAUCGUCAAAAUCUCCGACGUCGAGUUCGAACCCAAUCCACCCAUCAAGUAUAGCAUUCCCUCCGUUAGAAUUCCCCCUCACUUGCUGAAAGAUCUUUGCAGGGGUCAACCACUCACCAUCAUCGCGAAUGGAACAUCCCGGGAGCCCAUCAUGCCGGGCGAUUACAUUCAGUUGAAUGUCCACUGGGGUAAGCAUCCCAAAUACUGAUCCGGAACUCGAGGAGUGCUGAAGUGUUGUCCCAGGCUGGCUUUCCGUCGCCAACGAGAAACUCGACAUCUGUCAACAGAUGGAAGAGGCCCUCCACAUGAAAUGCCCCACCAGCCACUUCUCUUUCAAGCACACGGUCGAUUUGCCGAGUUCGAUGCCAAGGGGCACCUACACCCUGAAGGCCGAUGCUAGGUGAGUUGUUCUUGUGAUAGAGAGAGAAGUGUGAUGUGUCCUGACCAUUGUUAUAGACAAGCCGAUGGCGAUACUUUGAGCUGUUUGACGUCCGACUUGCACUUUUGA
Lecanosticta acicola is the source of this 3647-nucleotide messenger RNA. Lineage: Eukaryota; Fungi; Ascomycota; Dothideomycetes; Mycosphaerellales; Mycosphaerellaceae. The record is from the annotation of a GenBank genome assembly.